CGAGACUAAUGUUAAUUUCAACUGAUUAUCCCUUUGAGUUUAAAAGAAUACAAUUCCCACUCAAAGUUUGCUUCGCUAUGACUAUUAAUAAGUCUCAAAGACAAUCAUUGAGCAUGGCAGGGAUUGAUUUGAGAGAAUUAUGUUUUUCACAUGGACAGUUAUAUGUCGCAUGUUCUAGAGUUAGCUCUGCCAGUAGUUUGGUUAUUUUAGCCCCAAAAGGCAGUACCAAAAAUACUGUUUAUAAAGAGGUAUUGAAAUGAACAAAAUAUGUCAAUAUAAAUA
Sipha flava (yellow sugarcane aphid) is the source of this 282-nucleotide messenger RNA. Its product is annotated as ATP-dependent DNA helicase pif1-like. Lineage: Eukaryota; Metazoa; Arthropoda; Insecta; Hemiptera; Aphididae. The record is from RefSeq and is a predicted model, not a curated record. The coding region runs from base 9 to 260 and encodes 83 amino acids. The transcript has a single exon.